UUGCAUCCAAUAUGAGCCCAAUCACCGCGAGUGUGCUAACAUGUCCAAACACAGUUCAAACUUGAAAGAAAACGGGACCCGACUGCAUUUGCUUGAUUCACCAUUUUUCAUGGGGCAUGCUGGACUCUGUCGUUUGACGCUAGCAAUUUAUUUGGUUUUUCAAUGCUUGGUCUGCCCCACUUACGCUGCCCGGAAAGGUGAAAAGCCACGUAUUGUUCGGGCUCCCAGUUCGAUCGCUACGAUUGCCGGUCAAUCUGCGCUGUUUGUUUGCCUUGUCGAGGGAAAUCCAGCACCUAAAGUACAAUGGAAGGUUUCCGGUACGGCUGUAUCCGAAGAACACUUUGGCAAAACUGCUCGGGCACCUCGUGGUUCAGUUCUCCGGGUCACAAACACGCUCCCAAACUACAACGGAGCAGUAAUAACCUGUACAGCGACGAACGCUCUUGGGCGAGCCGAAGAAAGCGCAACGCUGACAGUGUACGCUGACGAAUCUGCCGCACCUGCUGGAUAUCCUCAAUUUCUCAAUUCCUUCUCCGUGAUCGUCGCCAAAAAGAAUGCUGGUGCCGAGCUGGAAUGUCGCGCUACUGGAGACCCCCAGCCGGAAAUCAGUUGGUUUAAGAAUAGCGUUCCGGUGGAUAUGGGUAAUCCUCGGUUUACCCAACUGCCCGCACCUGCUGGAUAUCCUCAAUUUCUCAAUUCCUUCUCCGUGAUCGUCGCCAAAAAGAAUGCUGGUGCCGAGCUGGAAUGUCGCGCUACUGGAGACCCCCAGCCGGAAAUCAGUUGGUUUAAGAAUAGCGUUCCGGUGGAUAUGGGUAAUCCUCGGUUUACCCAACUGCCUGAAGGAAAUCUGAAAAUUUCAAACUUGAUCGAAGACGACGAAGGUAAAUAUGAAUGCGCAGCUACCAAUGACAAAGGGACACGACUAUCGUCAGGCGACAAUCUCCUUGUCAGAGAAAACGUUGAGACGAGUUUGCAACUGAUUGCUCCCAGCACUAAACGUUUCCGGCCGCACUUCACCAAUCGGCCUCCGGCUCGUCAAAUUGUUUCCCCUGGUGGGCGACUUUCGCUUACCUGCACCGCGGUAGGGGCCCCAGUGCCCACGGUCGAUUGGUACAGGGGAACGCGGAAGAUGCAGCGUGAACAGUUGGAUAAACAACCACCCGGAACAGCGAAGAUUCUAUUGCUGGACCUCUCGGAAUCGGUAAACGUAACUUGUGUUGCUGAGUCCACAAUGGGGCGGAUUUAUCACGAUGUGCAAGUUUUGGUUAAAACCCUACCACCUCCUCCAGGCAAGCCCGAUUUGCUGGAAGUUGGCCCAACCUCAGCCCGGCUGGCUUUCAGGCCAAGUAUCGGUACAUCAUCGUCUCCCAUUGUCCAUUACCUAUUUUUCUGGCUUCUCACGAAGGAUUUCGAUAAUCGAACCUUACACAGCAUGCCCGUCGAUAUGUCAUCGCUGGCUCAGUCGUUAUCCGUGCAUGGUGACCCAACAGCGACUGGACAAGAACAGCUGUUGACAGAUGACCUUCCACCGGUCAGACAAUCUGUGCAUCCACCCUCCGACAUAUUCUGGAACAGCGACACUGCUUCCAGCAACCAACAAUGGUUGUUUUUCUUGAUCU
This is a messenger RNA of Opisthorchis viverrini, 1619 nucleotides long. RefSeq lists its product as hypothetical. The record is from RefSeq and is a predicted model, not a curated record. Gene Ontology annotation, cellular component: plasma membrane; axon. The transcript has 10 exons. NCBI's taxonomy places the organism in Eukaryota, Metazoa, Platyhelminthes, Trematoda, Opisthorchiida, Opisthorchiidae. The annotation marks the transcript as partial. Gene Ontology annotation, biological process: axon guidance; dendrite self-avoidance; homophilic cell-cell adhesion. Gene Ontology annotation, molecular function: cell-cell adhesion mediator activity.